CAACAGUUGAUGACUUUCAUGACUGUCUUUACAUGCGCCGUUGUCCCCAUCCCCUUCUCCCUUGAACACGCGUUAGACGAUAGUUCGCGAACUGGAAAAGCACCGCGCAGAUGUACAAACCAAUGCCAUCAUCGCAUCAAUGCCGACCGAAAGAGGCUAGAUGAUCCCACAGGCACCUAAACAACCGAGAUACCCAUCAUGCCGCAAGAAAAGAACAUCGAAGGGCUCCGGGGGCGACCCGAGAUCGUCAGCGAGAUCGGCAGCUGUUCCCUGAAGCGUCACGCAGAUCCAUAUCGUUUGGCAAACCCAGGCACGCUGGUGCACAUCUGCUGUGUGUCCGUUGGCUUGCCACCAUGGUCGGCGAUCCCUCGGUACUAGCGUCGUGGCCUUCCUGAGCUUCGUGUUGCCGAGUGGCUGAGGCAGCAGGUGGUGACAAUGCUGUCGGUGCUGGUCGGUUCUCCGCGUGCGGCUCGGCCUGGGCGCGUGCGCGAUCAUGCGGCUGGGCAGCUCGAUGCCACGCUUCUGCGUAGUGGCGGGCGUAAAAAUUGACUCCCUCGGUGAUCGACUGCAUUGUCAAUGGCCGAUCGUUGAUAUACUUGCCCGCAAAGAAUACCCUGACAGAGUGAGUGGUAAACGUAAACAAACGAGCGGGGCGUGGUCUCUGUCGACACACCCACCUUCUGACCCUGUGGACACUCCCGAUCAAGUAUGCGAUGUAACCAAGGUUGUAAGAAACCAUGUGUAUGAGACUCCGCGCAAUGUCCUCCUUCCUGACACAAAACCUCUGCCACGUGUGAACAUGUCUCUGGUGUGUCCACAUACAUGCAAAUGCACCCGUACUUUGGUGAUUACCUCAGGCUUCCUCGCAGCUCAGUUGCCGAUACACAGGUGUUCAGGGCGUAUAUUUUGCCAAAGCUGCUGGCAAGGGUAUCGCCAGGAAGCACUCGACUCCCACCUGGAAAAAGGCAGCGGGACCACUUACAACGCUCUCCGUAACGACUCCCACCAGUUACAACGAUGACCACUUACUCCGCUCCCCGAAGAGAUCUCUGACUUUUAGGUCGAGCACGUCCUCUCCUGCACGUAAAAAGGUAUCCCACCACAACAGGCGUCUGUGUGGUCUUGUUGACCUUUCUCUGACAGUCGAACGACUUCCUCGAAAGACGAGGCGUUGAACAGCAGUCGGGCAAGGCCAAGGACGGUGCCUGCAAGCGCGGUCCAAUAGCGAACACGAGAAGGAGAAGAGGAAAAUGAACGCAUGCUUUUCAGCGGCCAUCACCACCCCGUCCCUACCUCCGCCGAUACACGUUCCAGUGACACGCAGAAACUUAUCCGGAGCAGUAGCCUGGCAUUGAAAUGAACACCUCAGUAUCGCCGUCAUGGAUGGCUGUCCAUCUACCUUAAGAAUCGACACUCCAGACCCAAUGUUGACGACAAGGAGGGGAUACACGUUCUCCUCCUGGUACAUACAGCCAAACACCCUCACUCGGCGUGCAUGGAAAGCAGAAAGCUACUGACCAGGUCGACAGGGACGCGUGUUCUGCUCGUCACAUCGAAACGGAACACGAUGCUGUCUGUUGCUGAGCAAAAAAAGAAACCAAACAGAUCUAAUGAGAGAGGGACGUCCGCGAGGCAGACCUGGUCGGCCGCGGGAACCGAACCCUCGGGAGCUGCUCGCGGACGUCUCGCUCCCCUGCAUCCGUCUCGUGCUGUGGCUGUGUUGCCGGAUCAGAAAAGAGAGCCCAUUCAUCAGCGACUGCAUCUCGUCAUUCUUGUGAAUCUGAACUCCUGCAACUCAAAAAGCCAUUCCCACAGGCGAUUUCCGCGCACCAUACACAGCUUUGUUUGUCAAUACCAAGCUUCUUGCUGAGGAGGUCUUGAUACUUGAAUGCUCCUCCUCCGGUAACCUCCAGUGCCUGACCGGGUCUUACACCUACGACAUCUGUAGGAAGCAAGACGGUAACGGACGCACACACACUGAAGCGCAGCGGGAACUCAUCAUCCUCACCCCUCAAAAAUGUGAUGAGAUCCCCCAUCUGUUUUGUCUGGAAAUGAAUGAAGCGCAGAGUGCGACCGUCCCCCACUGCAAAACACACAGAAGGAAAGUCGACACGCCCUGUCAUUCACGGCCUGCGUACAGUCCAGCUCGAGAUGGUCGUCUGGCGGAGAGAGCCCUUCGCUUUGAUUGUGUGUUUCCCCUGUCGAGGAGAAGACGACCUUUGCUAAACUUCCGCCGACAUCAAGACCAAUUUUGGGUGCUCCUGCGAGGGCGGGGGUAAGCGGAGGAGCGGAUGACUCACUGGAGCGCAUGAUAGAGCGUCGACAAUUGAGUCCUUUUU
Molecule: messenger RNA, 2339 nt
Organism: Vitrella brassicaformis
Lineage: Eukaryota; Vitrellaceae
Source: the annotation of a GenBank genome assembly